GACUUCUUGGUUUUUAUUCUUUUUUUGAUCCGAGGUUCUCUGGAUAUGGGCUAAAUGUUUGAAAGCUGUCGAUACAUAACUAUAUAAAAUGGGUUCGACGAAUUCCACCCUGUUAAAAAUCCCUAAUGUCGAGGUGCUGAUGCAAGAGACGGGCUUCUCGCCUGCCCACAUUAUUCGCCUCCAUGAUCGCUUCAAAGCUCUGGAUAAAGAAGGACGAGGUCACCUCUGUCUCCAGGAUUUUGAGGCCAUAAAGGAGUUGGCAAUGAACCCCAUAGGAGACAGAAUAAUAGGUGCAUUUUUCUCCCCAGGGAAGGAAACGGUGGACUUCCACACUUUUGUGAAGAUCCUGGCUCAUUUCCGGCCCGUUGACAAGGAUCGACCCAAAGAGCUCAAUUCUACUGAGCCCAUCAAUAGCAGGAGCAACAAACUCAGAUUUGCAUUUCAGUUGUAUGACCAAGACAAAGAUGGCAAGAUUUCCAGAGAUGAGCUUUUACAGGUUCUCCGGGCCAUGCUGGGGAUGCAGGUGACAGAGGAGCAGCUGGAGAGCUUAGCAGACCGCACUAUACAGGAAGCAGAUCUAGAUCGUGAUGACGCAAUCUCUUUUGAGGAGUUUCGUAAGUCUCUGGAGAAGAUCAACAUUGACAAUUUGAUGAGCAUUCGCUUCUUGCGCUAGAGCAUCAUGGGAAAGCUUGUACAUCAACCUUAUAUGCAUCUAUCUCCAAGCCACAGAAAACGGAAGGGUGUCUGAAAUGCCCAGGACAGUAUCAUGGGAUCAGUGUUUGUCUGUCUAACAGGAAUUUAAUGCACUGGUAGUGUCUGCAUAUAAACUGCACAUUGACAAAUAACAUAAAGUUUACUGAAGUAGUGUUGGGUCAGUAAAAUCUUACCGACCCCUGUAGAUUUUUGCAUUCUGUUUCUUGAUAUUGAAUAAAUUUUAAAGAAUUGAUUAUUAUUAAUUUUGUAGAUAAUUAUAACUAGCUGGAAAGAAUUUGUAAUAAUGUUCAGAAUGCAUAGUGUUGAAUUGUUAUAUAUCCCUAUAUAUGGGGGAAAAGGUUUUGUUUUUCCUCUCUGUGAAGUGUGAUAAUCUCAAGAUAGGAUUUCCCAAGGUUUAUUAGAUGUGUACACUUUCAUCUCAGUAGAGAUUUUAUAGCAUCUCGGUUGCAUGAUGCUUUCCAUACAUUUUUUUUUAUGUAUGUAAAUUUAUCCUAAAUCCUGAUAGAAACUGAUUUUUUUAUUCUUUAUUUUUUGUUAUUCUUUCAGUGCAGGUAUGCUUCAUGCAAUUUGACCUACAAGUGAGAAGAAAGGCUACCUCACCUGACUGCACUUAUGCAUGCUCUACCAAAACCACUAAAAAAUAGCUUUUUUUCAUCUUUAUAUGAAAUGCAAUGAAUGAUAUUAAAUCAUUUUGCACAAUA
Molecule: messenger RNA, 1415 nt
Organism: Carassius carassius (crucian carp)
Lineage: Eukaryota; Metazoa; Chordata; Actinopteri; Cypriniformes; Cyprinidae
Product: calcineurin B homologous protein 1-like
Exons: 7
Coding region: 89-673 (194 amino acids)
Molecular function (GO): calcium ion binding
Source: RefSeq, a predicted model, not a curated record